Messenger RNA from Oryza sativa Japonica Group (Japanese rice), 1233 nucleotides. Its product is annotated as protein synthesis inhibitor II-like. Gene Ontology annotation, molecular function: rRNA N-glycosylase activity. Lineage: Eukaryota; Viridiplantae; Streptophyta; Magnoliopsida; Poales; Poaceae. Gene Ontology annotation, biological process: negative regulation of translation. The record is from RefSeq and is a predicted model, not a curated record.
UACAAGCCGAGCAGAGCACAACUGCACGAUGGCAACCACCCCACGCCUGCCGGUUGUGCUGCUGGUGUUGGCAGCGGCAGCACUGGCCGCACCGGCGAUGGCCGACUACGCACACCCCCCAUUGGAUCCUAACCAGGACCUUACGACCUGAUCAGCUUCAAUGUGGCCACAGACGACUACGGAGAACUCAUGUCGUACAUUUACACCCUUCUGAUACAAGACAGCAGCAACAAAAUGUGGGGCCCGGACAACACCGUCGUUUGGGUCUUGCACCAGCAGGCCGUCAACAGGAAGCCCUUCAAGUGGUUCAUCCUCGAGCUUGUCGGCGCCGGCGACAACAAAAUCAUGCUCGCGAUUCGCCGGGACAACCUCUACAUCACCGGCUUCACCGACGGUAGCGGCCUGUGGUACAUCUUCAGCAAUAGGCCGCGGGAGCUCAUCCCGGUGGCGACGGUCUUCCGGCUCGCCGACGACUACCCUGGUCUGGUCGGCGGGUCGAGGAAUCUGGCGGGGGUUCGCGUCAGCAAGCAGACCAUCCUUGAAGCCGUCGAACUCGUCGCCAGCUUCGUGCCCAGGGACUCCGCCGACGUCGGCUACGUCGGUCGAGCCCUGGCAAUCGCCCGUUCCAUGACGUCAUCCUGGAAGGUUGGGAGUCCGGCGCCGACGUCGGCGAGCUCCACGAGCUGGUCAUCAAGUGGAGGGUCGUGUCCUGUGCCCUCAUGAUAUCCGUGCAGGAGGGUGGAACGUGGAGCAGCAAUGAGGCAAAAGAUCUGCGUACUAGUACGCGCGUCUACACAUUGGAUAUCGCACUGAAGACCGUCGCGGUGGCCCUUUGGCCCUGGAGGGAGCUGUGUUCCGAAACCAUUACGUGGCUCCAGUGAGCCUCGUUGGGAUGUGCGUGCUAGUUAAACGUGUGUGUGCUUAACUAGACGUGGGAUGUUUUCUUUCCAAAAAAUGCAUCAGCCCCACGGUUAGCACAUGCUCAGUGGUAAUUAAUAAAGCUCAUCUUUAAUGAAUGAAAUUAGUAGACAAAACUAAUCUCUCUUGACUGAAAGUUUCUAACAAAACUAAUCACUGUUUGACUAAAAUGUGCUUACUGACCUAAGUACUAUUAGUAGAAACAAAUUUAAUAUGUUCCAAAACUACUUUCUGGUAUAAUUCAAUUAAAAAAUAACUAGUUUAGUAGGUUGUAAAAUUAACUUUGGUGGAUGACCAAAUUAAUGGCUAACAAAC